This is a messenger RNA of Schistosoma guineensis, 387 nucleotides long. The record is from the annotation of a GenBank genome assembly. Lineage: Eukaryota; Metazoa; Platyhelminthes; Trematoda; Strigeidida; Schistosomatidae.
AUGGUUAAGGCCACGGAGACUGAUGGUGCCAAGCACAAGCAAAGACUUAAACGUCCAGGUCGACUUUAUGUAAAGGCAACAUUUACAGGGUACCGUAGAGGACUAAGAAAUCAACACGAAAAUACGGCUUUAUUGCGUAUUGAUGGAGUGGUGGAGAGGAAAUCUACAGAAUUCUACUUAGGAAAACGCUGUGUAUACGUUUAUCGAGCUCAGAAAAAGAAGGUCUUUCCAAGAAGGCAAAAGCCAACAAAAAUAAGAGUUAUUUGGGGGAAAAUUAUGCGUCCCCACGGUAAUAGUGGUGUUGUUCGAGCUCGAUUCAAACAUAAUUUACCGGCAUCCGCUAUGGGCAAACGUAUUCGAGUCAUGUUGUAUCCUUCACGAGUAUAA